ACCGUCUUCACGUAUCGUCACAAAAGGUAGAAGGCAAAGCAGCUAACAAACCUCUUACGAAGGAACGAAUUUUUUUAAUUAAAAUUUAAAAUCUGUGAUUUUCCUUUUUUGGAGCUUACUGAGGGAAUCGCUUUACGAGCACAUCAUUUUUGCAUAUUCAAGCUCACUUUAGGAUUUAACGAAAUUUCUAUUCAUUUGUUCUAUCAUUUAUAUUUUUUAUAGAAACUCAAAAUGUCAAACACUGAGACUUUCAAGUUCGAGGCUGAAAUCAGCCAGUUGAUGUCUUUGAUUAUCAACACUGUCUACUCUAACAAGGAGAUUUUCCUUCGUGAAAUCAUCUCCAACGCCUCCGACGCUUUAGACAAGAUUCGCUACCAAAGUCUUUCUGAUCCCCAUGCCUUGGACAGUGAAAAGGAACUUUACAUUCGCAUUACUCCCUAUAAGGAAAGCAAGGUCCUUUGCAUUCGCGAUACUGGUAUUGGUAUGACCAAGAAUGACUUGAUCAACAACCUUGGUGUUAUUGCCAAGUCCGGUACCAAGCAAUUCAUGGAAGCUGCUGCUUCUGGUGCUGACAUCUCUAUGAUUGGACAAUUCGGUGUCGGUUUCUACUCUGCUUACUUGGUUGCUGACAAGGUCCAAGUUGUCAGUAAGCAUAAUGAUGAUGAGCAAUACAUCUGGGAAUCCUCUGCUGGUGGUAGCUUCAACGUUACCUUGGAUACUGAGGGACCUCGCUUGGGUCGUGGUACUGAAAUUCGCCUUCACAUGAAGGAAGACCAACUCGCAUACCUUGAAGAAAAGACUAUUAAGGAUACCGUUAAGAAGCACAGUGAAUUCAUUUCCUACCCCAUUCAGCUCGUUGUUACUCGUGAAGUCGAGAAGGAUGUCCCUGAGGAGGAAGACACUACUGAAGAAGUCAAGGAAGGUGAUGAUAAGGCUCCUAAGAUCGAGGAAGUUGACGAUGAAUCCGAAAAGAAGGAGAAGAAGUCCAAGAAGGUGAAGGAGACUACUACCGAGAACGAAGAGCUUAACAAGACCAAGCCCAUCUGGACUCGUAACCCUAAUGAGGUCUCCAAGGAAGAGUAUGCUUCUUUCUACAAGUCUUUGACCAACGACUGGGAAGACCAUCUUGCCGUCAAGCACUUCAGCGUUGAAGGUCAAUUAGAAUUCCGUGCUGUUCUUUUUGCCCCUCGUCGUGCCCCUAUGGACUUGUUUGAGGCUAAGCGUAAGAAGAACAACAUCAAGCUUUACGUUCGUCGUGUCUUCAUCACCGAUGACUGUGAAGAAUUGAUUCCUGAAUGGUUGGGUUUCGUCAAGGGUGUUGUGGACUCUGAGGAUUUGCCUUUGAACUUGUCUCGUGAAAUGCUCCAACAAAACAAGAUUAUGAAGGUUAUCCGCAAGAACCUCGUCCGUCGCUGCUUGGACAUGUUCAAUGAGAUUGCUGAAGACAAGGAGAACUUCAAGACUUUCUAUGAAGCUUUCAGCAAGAACUUGAAGCUUGGUAUCCAUGAGGAUGCUGCCAACCGUCCUGCCUUGGCUAAGCUCUUACGAUUCAACUCUCUCCACUCUACUGAUGACAUGAUCAGCUUUGAAGACUACAUCACCAAGAUGCCUGAACAUCAAAAGAACAUCUACUUCAUUACUGGUGAAUCUAAGCAAGCUGUCGAGAACUCUCCUUUCUUGGAAGUUUUCCGUGCUAAGAAGUUUGAUGUCUUGUUCAUGGUUGACCCCAUUGACGAAUAUGCUGUCACCCAAUUGAAGGAAUUUGAAGGAAAGAAGUUGGUUAACAUUACCAAGGACGGUCUCGAAUUGGAAGAGACUGACGAGGAGAAGGCUAACCGUGAGAAGCUCGAGAAGGAUUACGAAGAGUUCGCUAAGCAACUCAAGACCAUCUUGGGUGACAAGGUUGAGAAGGUUACCGUUUCCAACAAGAUUGUUGGUUCUCCUUGCUUGUUGACUACUGGUCAAUAUGGCUGGUCUGCUAACAUGGAACGUAUCAUGAAGGCUCAAGCUCUCCGUGAUACCUCUAUGAGCGCUUACAUGUCUAGCAAGAAGACCUUUGAAAUCAACCCCAAGUCUGCUAUCAUUGCUGAACUUAAGAAGAAGGUUGAUGAGAAUGGCACUGAUGACCGUUCUGUUAAGGACUUGGCAACUAUCUUGUUUGAGACUGCUCUCUUGUCCUCUGGUUUCUCUUUGGAUGAUCCUAGCGCCUAUGCCUCUCGUAUCAACCGUCUCAUUUCCCUCGGACUUAGCAUUGAUGAGGAAGAAGAAGCCCCUGCUGCCGAGCAAGCUGCUGAGCCCUCUGGUGAGCAAGCUGUUGAAAGCAAGAUGGAAGAGGUUGACUAAAUUAAUUGAAGUAAUCAGGAAAUUUGUCAAGUUGUCUAUGCAUCAUGCCUUUUGGAAGUAAACGACUUUGCAGUAUAGCAAGUAUUGUAUGGUUUAAUAAUUUCGUCAAAAAAGUUUCUUUUCAUGAGUUAUUUUAAUUAGAGACUAGAUAAUAGAAAAGAGUCUUUUUAUAUUAUUUAAUGGUUUAUUAUCUAUAUUGCAUGAAUAGUAGGUACUUAUAGUGUUGAAGUAGCAAGGAUUUCUUAGAAAUCUGUGAUAGUAAAGACGAGAAAUGUGAAUGGAUAACUUUGCAAAGUAGUGUUAUUAUAGUUCUGUUAUGAAUGCUG
Molecule: messenger RNA, 2669 nt
Organism: Schizosaccharomyces cryophilus OY26
Lineage: Eukaryota; Fungi; Ascomycota; Schizosaccharomycetes; Schizosaccharomycetales; Schizosaccharomycetaceae
Product: hsp90-like protein
Exons: 1
Coding region: 232-2343 (703 amino acids)
Biological process (GO): cellular response to heat; protein folding; protein stabilization
Cellular component (GO): perinuclear region of cytoplasm; cytosol; protein-containing complex
Molecular function (GO): ATP binding; ATP-dependent protein folding chaperone; ATP hydrolysis activity
Source: RefSeq, a predicted model, not a curated record